GUAUUAUUGUGCUCACAGUACAGUUAUUCCUGUAGAGCUCUAUAGAACUGAAAGUGGCAUGAAAUAAAAACAUAUUUGAAUAUGUACAAAAGUAUUAUUAUCGGCAACAUUUUUUUUUAUUUCUGUAUUUUUAUGCUUUUGUAUUUCAGUCAUUUUUGCCAUAUACACCUACAGAAAAAAUAAAAUAAAAAAUCGAUUGAAACAGUAAAAAAAACUAGCUGGACUAACCAAAAUCCAAGCAAGAAAAAAUAAUGUUAACCGGCAAAAAGGAUGACUAAAAAACAGCCUAGCAUUGGAAAUAAAAAAAAAGAUAAUUAAAAAACACUUGCAAUAGUCGAAAAACCAGCUAUACUCACCAAAAACCUAGCAAAAAUUGCAGAAAAGUAUGCUUAAAGUUGGGCGAAAUUGAUCGGCUGAUUGAUAGCAUUUCCACAAUAUAAAACGUUUUAUUUGAACUCAAUAUUUGAUCAUUACUUGACUGAUUAUUUCAUAUUGGAAGGCCAACACAAAUGAGAAUAAAAAUUGCAACUGUGCGUUCUUUGAUUUUGAAAGUAGUGGCAAGGACAAAUUUCAACAAUAAAUUACCAAAAUAAACUAAUUCUUAUCAGCGUCUGCUCUAAGCUUUGAGUUACUUCCUCAAAUCAUGGUCAGUUUAUUGAAGCCACGAGACGCGUAAACAUCGAAGAUGAAAUAUGUGGUGCUCUUGUUUGUAGCAGUUAUAUCUGCAUCAACGGCGGCUGUUCUUCCGGAAAAGACCCAAAACACCUCCUCCUCGCUUUCCUUGGGCGAUUCUCUCGACAUAUCGGUUCCCUUCGUGGGAGAUCUCGAGGGGGCCUGUCUCGCCCGGACCGGUUCCAACGAUACCUUCGAGGAGAUCAUUUCCACCGUCUACGUGGUUCCACUGUGCUUCGCGUUGAAUUUGGAAGUUGAUCGCUUGAUGGCCGAUGCCCAGGAUCUCGCCGAAGCUUCCGAAACGACUCGAGUGGAGUUUUUCAAGAGAUAUUGCCCACAAGUGAAGAAUUCCCUACGUUGCAUAACCCAAGUUACCGAUAUGGUGCGCCAAUGUGUGGAACCUGACAGGAUUGCACUUUACGACACAUUUGUCAGCACGAUUCCGGAAGCAGUUGAUCUUAUCUGUAAGAACGAUGGGGAACUCAUCUUUGUCGACGGUCCCAACUUCAAGGAGUGCUCGAAAAAGUUGCCCAGAUAUUUGGACGACUGCUCGAGCAACAUAGCAAGCUUUGCGGAUACGAUGGACCUGACCGCGUACGGCGAAUAUCAGUGCACCGAGCUGGACAAGGUUCGUCAGUGUUACAAGAAGGAACUGGCCGACUGUAGAGCUCCCCGGAUGAUCGAGCUGUUUGACCUGUUCUAUCGACCAGUGGUGAAGGCGAGUCCGUGCAAGGAUUUUAUAAAACUCGAAGAACUAAAGGAAGUUGAAAACAAUAACAUUUGAUGAUAAGUUUUUCAGUCUGAGGGGCUACAGAUUUUUUUUAAGUAAAAAAAUGAUAUGUGAAAACCUUAAUUUGAAGAUUUGUUUAAU
Culex pipiens pallens (northern house mosquito) is the source of this 1543-nucleotide messenger RNA. RefSeq names its product 27 kDa hemolymph glycoprotein-like. The record is from RefSeq and is a predicted model, not a curated record. Bases 686 to 1456 code for a protein of 256 amino acids. NCBI's taxonomy places the organism in Eukaryota, Metazoa, Arthropoda, Insecta, Diptera, Culicidae. The transcript is spliced from 5 exons.